Carassius auratus (goldfish) is the source of this 3693-nucleotide messenger RNA. Its product is annotated as solute carrier family 35 member E1-like. The record is from RefSeq and is a predicted model, not a curated record. The coding region runs from base 641 to 1768 and encodes 375 amino acids. The transcript has 6 exons. NCBI's taxonomy places the organism in Eukaryota, Metazoa, Chordata, Actinopteri, Cypriniformes, Cyprinidae.
CUAACAGGGGUCACUUAAGGGACUUAGUGAUGGGGAAAUAAACAUUAGAUGGGAGAAAAAACUAAAAUAAUAGGCUUAUGUAAAAGCUCUCGCAAACCGUUUGAGUUCCCGCGAGAAAUUAUCAGUUUGCUAGAAUAUCUUUUGUGAUGUAAAUAAAAUGAAGUGGAAGUCAAUAAAAAAAAAAAGAAUGAAUGAAUGCUGUAUUUCAAUGUUUUUGCGAGCGAAAUAAAGUUACUCAGUACUUUUGCAAGAGAACGAAUCUAUUUUCCCUCCCAUCACGUCCACUUAUGGGCUCCAUAAUAAUAAUACACAUAUUCUAUUAUUUAUUUAGUAAAAACAAGAUCUACAAUUUAACACAUAAAUAUAAUAACUGCAGUUACUAAAUAAUGAAUCAACAUGGGACCUCCUUCAGACAGUGUACGAAGCUUUCAGAGUUCAGAAAUAUUAUUUUCGAUAACAAUAGGGGCCCAAUUCUGAGCGAGGCUCCGUUAAAUUGAUUGAUUAUAUGUAAACAUUUAACCCGAUCUAAACAAAUCUAACCGAACUCUCGCAGCUCGUGGUAGGGGCGUGACAGAGUCACGUGACUCUUCCACCGACUCCUCCGGUGCGUGGCUCGUGGCGUCGCGGCUCGCGCUGAAAGAUGGCCGCGGUGGAGCAGCGCCCGCCCGUGCGGGAGGGGAUUCGGAUCGCGGUGCUGUGCCUGUGCUGGUACACCGUCAGCUCUGGUGGUAACGUGGUCAAUAAAAUUAUCCUCAACGGCUUCCCCUAUCCGGUCACAGUGUCUCUCUUUCAUAUAGUCUCCAUCAUCGUGUUUCUCCCGCCGCUGCUGCGAGCCUGGGGCGUCCCGCGAGCGGAGUUACCGGCCCGUUACUACCGCUGGUUCAUUCUGCCGCUCGCCUUCGGGAAGUACUUCGCCUCCGUCUCGGCCCAUUUCAGCAUAUGGAAGGUCCCGGUGUCGUACGCCCACACGGUGAAGGCCACCAUGCCCAUCUGGGUGGUCCUGCUGUCACGGAUUAUCAUGAGAGAGAAGCAAACCACAAAGGUGUAUGUGUCUCUUGUACCCAUCAUUGGAGGGGUCCUGUUGGCCACGGUCACUGAACUGUCCUUUGACGUCUCUGGAUUGAUCAGCGCUCUGGCAGCUACGCUCUGCUUCUCUUUACAGAACAUAUUCUCCAAAAAGGUCUUGCGCGACACGAGGAUUCACCACCUCCAGUUACUGAACAUCCUGGGCUUCAAUGCACUCCUGUUCAUGCUGCCCACGUGGAUUCUGGUGGACUUCUCAACCUUCCUGAUGGAUGGAGACCUGACAGAGGUUUCCAACUGGACAGGAACAAUCGUGCUGCUCCUCAUUAGUGGUUUCUGCAACUUUGCACAAAACAUGAUCGCUUUCAGUGUGCUGAACCUGGUGAGCCCACUCAGUUACGCCGUGGCCAACGCAACCAAGAGGAUCAUGGUCAUCAGUAUAUCCCUGCUGAUGCUCAGGAACCCCGUCAACACCUCCAACAUCAUCGGCAUGAUGACCGCAAUACUGGGCGUCUUCCUCUAUAAUAAGGCGAAAUACGAUUCUAACCAGGAGGCCAAAAAGAAACUGCUGCCAGUUUCAGCAAAGGAUAUGGUUUCCUUCGACAAGCCCCAGUCCAACGGCUCCGGGCCCUUCGCUCACAGCUCAGACUUUCAGCACGGUCGCAGCGCAGUACUCACCGAUCACUUCGAGUACAGCCGACAGGCCCACACCACCAGUUACAGCUCCAGGCAGUAUGUUGUGUGACUCUAAACACUCUUCAGAGGAGACGACUGACGGUGUUUCAUACAGACGAGGAAGUGGCAGAAUGACUACUGCUUUUCUCAAAGGCAUGUUAUUUAUUUCAUUACAAACCCUAUUUUGUAUGGUUACCCAUUUAUGAGGAAUAUCUCAGUGGUGUGCUGGGAUAUUUUUGGCCGUUUUUUUUUUUUUUUUUGCACCGGAUGCAUUUCAACGAAGUUCAGAAUGUAACUUGUCUUGGACGUCAUCAUGCUACAGCGAGAGAGAGAGAGAGACAGACAGCCAGCGAGACCUCUGUCAUAUAUAGCACACUGAGUCACUGCAAAUACAAAUGCUUUUAAUUUGUAAAUAUUUAAUUUAUUUUUCUAGAGAAAGGUGCAUUGGUUGACCAUAUCAUGAACUGAAACACCCCAUUGGUUUGUUCUGAAACUCUAAUAUCUGUGAAGGAAUGCUUUUUUAAUUCCGGGGGUGUAAAAUUAGACUGAGCUCACUGUACAAGAUCACUUGAAUCACACAUUCAUCUGCAUGAUAAUCUGUUUUUUGUAUUGGUGUUUUAUUAAUGCUGUGCAGACGGGACUUAGCAUAUGAUAUUCGUAACUUAUGGGUCAGUUUCAUUAGUAUUAAAUGUCUGGGAAGGGAAAAUGGGGGAUUCAUAAAGCAGUUUAUUUAUUUUUAUUUUUCAGGAAACUGACAUCGUUUCAGAACUGUUGAACUCUAUGAGCUCUGUAUUCCUCUCAGUCGGGACAGCUGGAGGUGUCUCAAGCCCUUUUAGCGUGGAAAACCUGUAGUAAACAGGAUACAUCGACUCGUUAUUGGGAUAAAUAUGAUCAAAUUUGAAAAAAAUUCUAAAGAGAUUACUUUUUAGAUAUUAUUGCCCCGUUAUCAUCUUCAUUCCCAAAUGUAUGCCUGUUUUAGCUAAAUGUGUGAAGUGACAGAUUAAUAUUUUUAAGCCAGCUUUUUUCCCCUCUAUUUUUGAUUUAUUUAAUUUUUUUAAGUGUCUCGCUGCUGGAAAGUUAAGACACUUUCUGUUUUUUGGCAAAAAACAUGCUCCUGUUUGCAUAACUGCAAUAAGAAAAGAACUUGAUUCAUAACUAUAAGUGUUAUGGAUUUCAAAGCAUCAUGACAUUUUUCACGUCGUGUAUUUUGAAGGACUCUUGUCUUUAUAUUGUGAAUUAAUUGGAUCAGUUCAGGCAGAUUCAGCGGUUCAUUAACUGAUAUUGUGACUUGUGCAGCCAAAAGGAAGACUGUGUGUGUGUGUGUGUGUGUGUGUGUGUGUGUGUGUGUGUGUGUGCUCUCUUCCUUAUAGCUGUUUUUCACCGGAUGAAACCUAUCGCUCUUACUUUGUCACAUCACGCCGCUUUUCAGUGCCGAUUUCUUCUCUUCUCCCCAAUUCUUACUGCUUUUAAGUGACUGGUUGUAAUUUGUACAGGAAACAUUGGGCUUGUGCGUCGUAAUCAUUAACAAGAGAUUGUAUGCAAGUACUGGAAUCCUCAAAAUGAGAUUUUAAGGCGUUCAGGAAAGUGAUUUAUUACACAGUAAAUCAUUGUAAGUUGAGCCUAAACCCCUAAACAGCGCUCAACAGUUCCAAUAUUUAACGGAUUUUAUCUUUCUAUUCAGAAUUUCAUGCACUACUGUAGUCCUUCAUGAUUCUUCAGUAUCUUCAAGCUCUUAGACUUUUCCCCUUUUGGAGAUUGCCUUGUGUCUCUGUAAUCUGACAGUCAUGUUAAGAUCUGUUUAUUGGGUUUUCUUCGUUUGUUUUCUAUGGUGUGUUGAGACCGUUUUACUUUCAGCCGGUCUCUAUAUAUGAUUUAGUUUUUAAGAUGCCUUGGUACAGUUAAUGUUAAUGUCAUAUUUCUCCCAGUCAACUUAAAAGGUUAAAAUAUGACUUAUUUUUAAAUGUGAAAAUAAAGAAGAGUAAUUGAUAAAGUCUA